AUGAAUAAACCCCUGGUGCAGAUAUCUAAUGACCUAAGGUUUUCACAAUCUGCCCCUGGGUCACCUCAAAAUAGCCGUGUUGUAUCGCCAAUUCCUGUGACUCAUGGUUUACCCAACUCUAUAGGUGCUGUACAUCAAAUGCCAACAGUUAUUACAAAACCCAAGGUGUAUAUGUCCCACCCUGCAGUGACAGUAAGUAGUGCAAAUAGUGCGCCAAUCAUAAAUGGGACAACUACAGUCAAUACAGAAAAUAAAGAAAAAACAGUGACAAUUGUGGCCCCAACUCAGGCCAUGCUGAAGAACCCAGCUCUAGUGCAACACAUCAAUGUUUCUGGUAACUCAGGGCAAUCGCAUCAUAUUAUGACACAUGCGCAGAUGUCACAGAUUGCCCAGCAACAGCAGCAACAACACUUUAUCAUUAAAACAGAGGCAUUAGGCCAACAGGGUCAUUUUCGCCAGCAAGUGCCUGUGUCUACUGUAACGUUGACCCCCACCAUGCCAAUGUCAUUCACCCCCACCAAUACUACAGCUAGCCCUCAGAUUAUGCAGCUUGUGCACAAGACUGAAGCCAUAAAGCGCCCUCUGGCAACACCCCCAGUGACUGUUUCUGUUAACAAUAAAGUAGAAACAAACUCUACUGAUACUCAAUCUAGUAGUCAUGAAGAGAUUGAUGCCAAAAAAAUGAAAAUUGAAGCCACUAGCUGAAUUGCAAGAUUUAAUAUAUUAGAUUAAGUUCAUAAUAAAUAAUAUAACUAUGAUAUCAUGUGUUACCUUAUUCCAUGCAGUAACAUUUUGUGUUUAUUACAAUGCCAAAUGUGAGUUCUGUAUCAGAAUGCAAUUUUAUUUCAAGUGAUCAUGUAAUCAGUCAUGUGAUAUUUUAGUCUUUAACUAGAAUAUUUAAAUGAUAUGCUCAAAAUGCAUUGAAUUGGAAAAUGCAAAAAUAAUAGGAAGUCCCAUGGAAUAGGGUAAUAAAAGAAUUGUGAUUAAAACAGAUAAAAAAUACCUCAGUUUAUUUUAAUUCUUCAACUUACAUGUUACCAGAUGAUCUCUAUAUAUGACAGCCACGCUUAAUUCAUGUAAUUUGAGGCAAAAUUACUUGGCUACUUGCAUAUGAAAAACAUCUUGGGGCCUGGACAAAAUAUACCACCUUCCAACAUUCAGAUACAUCAGUUGGAUACUGUGAUUCAUUUGAGGCUAGUAAUGUAGUAGUCCAAUCUUGAAUUUCCUCAAAUUUGAUAAAUGUAAAAUAAGUGGCUAUUGUGUACAGAUUUACAGGUGUAUCUUGAGCAGCAGUUGUUGAUGAAUUGAAUAACAUGGCAAGUAAAGCUUAUUUAUCUGAAAUUGCGAUACAUUUUUUUCAAAUUUCAAAAAUAGCCUAGAC
Molecule: messenger RNA, 1381 nt
Organism: Owenia fusiformis
Lineage: Eukaryota; Metazoa; Annelida; Polychaeta; Sabellida; Oweniidae
Source: the annotation of a GenBank genome assembly